Nematocida homosporus is the source of this 396-nucleotide messenger RNA. RefSeq lists its product as uncharacterized. Bases 1 to 396 code for a protein of 131 amino acids. NCBI's taxonomy places the organism in Eukaryota, Fungi, Microsporidia. The transcript has a single exon. The record is from RefSeq and is a predicted model, not a curated record.
AUGGUCUAUUCACUUACAGUCGCCGUUGCCGAUAUUUCAGUUGAAGAAUCAAUCAAACGAGAGAAAGUCUUUCAAUCGGCAGUUAAUUCAGUUUUACCAAUACUAACUAAGCAUUCAAGCCUUCACAUUCCUUUAGUAAUGCUGCCUGGGAAGCGAGUUAAGUCCAAGAAAGAGAUGCGCGAGAUAGAGGAUCCCAAAGUAGAGGCCAGAAAGCCACAAAGAGUUGCACGGCCGAAGAAGGAAGAUGUCCGUAAAAAAGCGCAAGUAGAAGAGAAGGUCAAACAACUCAUGGCCACUGCUAAAUCUAAUCCAGAAGGACAAGCACCCCGGCCUGGUAAGAAGGUCAUGAAGAAGAAGUUCAGAUUAGGAAAGAGUAAACGCCAGAAGAGAAAUUAA